AUGAAGUCUCUCUCCCGCCUCCUCACCUCCCUCAUAAAGUCUCUCCCCCGCCUCACCUCCCUCAUAAAGUCUCUCUCCAGCCUCACCUCCCUCAUGAAGUCUCUCUCCAGCCUCACCUCCCUCAUGAAGUCUCUCUCCAGCCUCACCUCCCUCAUGAAGUCUCUCUCCAGCCUCACCUCCCUCAUGAGGUAUCUCUCCAGCCUCACCUCCCACAUGAAGUCUCUCUCCAGCCUCACCUCCCUCAUGAAGUCUCUCUCCAGCCUCACCUCCCUCAUGAAGUCUCUCUCCAGCCUCACCUCCCUCAUGAAGUCUCUCUCCAGCCUCACCUCCCUCAUGAAGUUUGUCUCCCGCCUCACCUCCCUCAUGAAGGCUCUCUCCAGCCUCACCUCCCUCAUGAAGUCUCUCUCCCCCCUCACCUCCCUCAUGAAGUCUCUCUCCCGCUUCACCUCCCUCAUGAAGUCUCUCUACCCCCUCCCCUCCCCCAUAAAGUCUCCCUCCCGCCUCACCUCCCUCAUGAAGUCUGUCUCCCGCCUCACCUCCCUCAUGAAGUCCCCCCCCCUAACCUCCCUCAUGAAGUCUCCCUCCCGCCUCACCUCCCUCAUGAAGUCCCCCCCUCACCUCCCUCAUGAAGUCUCUCUCCCCCCUCACCUCCCUCAUGAAGUCUCCCUCCCGCCUCACCUCCCUCAUGAAGUCCCCCCCCCUCACCUCCCUCAUGAAGUCUCUCUCCCCCCUCACCUCCCUCAUGAAGUAUCUCUCCCGCCUCACCUCCCUCAUGAAGUCUCCCUCCCGCCUCACCUCCCUCAUGAAGUCCCCCCUCACCUCCCUCAUGAAGUCUCUCUCCAGCCUCACCUCCCUCAUGAAGUCCCCCCCCUCACCUCCCUCAUGAAGUCUCUCUCCCCGCCUCACCUCCCUCAUGAAGUCUCUCUCCAGCCUCACCUUCCUCAUGAAGUCUCUCUCCAGCCUCACCUCCCUCAUGAAGUCCCCCCCUCAUCUCCCUCAUCAGGUAUCUCUCCCGCCUCACCUCCCUCAUGA
Molecule: messenger RNA, 1032 nt
Organism: Knipowitschia caucasica
Lineage: Eukaryota; Metazoa; Chordata; Actinopteri; Gobiiformes; Gobiidae
Source: the annotation of a GenBank genome assembly